AUGGAUAUCACAAAAGAGAGAGAAGAUAUGGAAGAGAUUAAUCAUUUUAGUCAUAAAAAUCAUCCAUUAAAGCUUGUCAACUCAGAGACGAUUGAUAAUGCUGGUUUGGAGAAUCGUGGUGGUGGUGGUGUAAUAGGUUGCUAUGCAUGUCAAAAACCUAUAUCAUCAAGUGGCUUUGCAUAUGCUUGCAUGCCAUGUCGUCACUUUAUGCAUAAAGCAUGCGCACAGCUUCCGCUCACUAUCAAUCUGCCUUCCUUGUAUGAGCAUCCUCUAACGCUACGGGAUCGCGGACCUGUAAAAGAUUUCAGAUCUUGGACUUGUGAUGUUUGUUGUAAUGUAAACCUAGGUAGGGGGUUUUAUUAUAAUUUUAGAAAACCAGAGGACAACUUUAAGUUUAAUGCUUGCAUAGAUUGUUGUGUUGUUGAGAUUGGUCGCAAGGUGGAAGCUGAUGUUAUCAAGGAGGGGACAAGGAUCAAGAUUGAACAUGAAGGUCAUCCACAACACACUUUAUCCCUUCAGUUAAGACCCGCUGCAUUCCUGUGUGAUGCUUGUAACACUGAGGAUAAAGGUUUGUUCUAUCUUUGCGACAGUUGUGGCUUUUGGAUCCACAAGACUUGUGCUUCCUUAGCCCCUACCAUCCAUCGACCGCAUCAUCACCCUAAUCACCCACUCACUCUGGUCUAUUCUCUUCCAGAAAAAUUCUAUAAAUUCUCUUUUUAUUGCGAAUUUUGCAACAUUUACAUCCGACGGAAUGAUUGGUUGUACCAUUGUGAAAACUGUAGAUAUUUUUGCCAUAUCAAAUGCGCCUUAAAUGCAGAGCUACCUUCUACUCCAAGAGAUGGUCCAAGUACUUCCAUUGCUGAUGAAGAGGUAGAUAAUUUGCUGCAAUUUCCCAUGUCAAAUGCAUUUACAAAUCCAUUGAAACUACUACACUCUGGAAUGAUAGCACCAGAUGAUGACGAUGAUGCUGAUCGAAAAACUAUGAUUAACCAUUGGAGUCAUCGUCAUCCAUUAUUUCUUAAUGUCAAACAUCAAGCUGACAUGUCUGGUUGUAGUAGUGAUCGAUUAGAGGUAUGUCAUGGAUGUGUACGACACAUAUCACUUCCGUACUAUAGUUGCAAAUUAGAUGGAUGCUCAUUCACUCUCCACAAAUAUUGUGCCGAUUUACCCCUCAGAUUAGAACAUCUACUUCAUCCACCUCAUUUGCUUCACUUGACGUUGCAACAUGCGUCUAUCUAUCAAUGCAAUGGUUGUUUCAGCGGUGGCAACAAUUUUUUUUACCAGUGUCAAACUUGCAAGUUCUACCUCUGUGUCAACUGUGCAUUUCUACCCAAAAGCAUCAAACAUAAAUCCCACAAGCAUCAUCUUAUCCAGGUUAUUGAUCGCGAACCUCUUUGUAGCAUGUGCAACUCAUGGUCCGAAAGGAUGAGCUAUGCUUGUAAGGCUUGUAACUUCAUAUUGGGCAAGCGUUGUGCAAUGAGGAUGCCGAAUUCCAUUGCUCAUAGGUAUUGCAAAGGACAUGAAAUCCCAUUGAUGUAUCCCCCAAUCAUGGAUCAUCCCGAAGAUUUCUUUUGCGAUGUAUGUGAGACGGAAAUGCACCCCAAGUUCCCCAUGUAUUAUUGUCAAAAAUGUAAAAAUUCUUUUCACCCUCUAUGCAUUAGUCUUCUCGAUUAUUAUCAAAACAUGGUGUACGAGGGCAGCAUAAACGUUUCCUAUCACAAACAUCCAUUAACAUAUGUUCGAAGAAAGAGAACGCCCAAAUAUGUGUGUUCUACUUGUAAUUGUGAUAUUAAUGGUCGUUUGGUUCUUGAAUGUCGGGCAAAAGUUUGUAAUUUCAAUAUAUGUUAUCGAUGUCAUCUUUUAAGUAACAAGUGUUGAUGCAUUGUUAAUGAUGUAAUAUGAUUCGGAAGUAACUAAGGGGUAUGUCAU
Lactuca sativa (garden lettuce) is the source of this 1929-nucleotide messenger RNA. RefSeq lists its product as uncharacterized. The record is from RefSeq and is a predicted model, not a curated record. NCBI's taxonomy places the organism in Eukaryota, Viridiplantae, Streptophyta, Magnoliopsida, Asterales, Asteraceae.